Priapulus caudatus is the source of this 1535-nucleotide messenger RNA. RefSeq names its product trypsin alpha-like. The record is from RefSeq and is a predicted model, not a curated record. NCBI's taxonomy places the organism in Eukaryota, Metazoa, Priapulida, Priapulimorpha, Priapulimorphida, Priapulidae. Bases 915 to 1499 code for a protein of 194 amino acids. The transcript has 5 exons. Gene Ontology annotation, molecular function: serine-type endopeptidase activity. Gene Ontology annotation, biological process: proteolysis.
AGUUCUUGCCGAGUUCUUGCGCAUUGUGACAGCCUAGACACUGACCAGAUGAUCUAUGACAUCAGGGCCAGAAUCGGACCAUGGAGUCACGCCAAGUGCGCACCGCGCACCCCCACCAUAUUCGGUACUGUAAGAUAGCGGUUGAGAUCCUCACUCCACCGUAUUCGGGAAGGCCGGUUGGUCAGAAGGGGAGCUAAAUGGGAUCUGUGACGUAAGGGAAGAAACGCGAUCGCGGACCGGGGCGCGCGGUAUAAAAAGAGGAAGCUGGCGUUUGCUCGGGGCUUCUUGUGCCAGCCACCCGCUGAGAAAGCUAGGUGUAGUGUGUAGUAACGGCUCUUGCUUUGGGUAGUGCACGGAGACUUCAUGUAUUGUAUCAGAGAUUGAGUAAACAACAGUGACGUUGCUUCUUUUCUUGUUUGAUCUCUAUCAGUCUAUUACAGACCUUCUACUACGGUAGUGCGAAGCACACGCCUACAAUAUGUUGUUAUCUACCUCUAACUCAACAUUCUUGUCACCUUAUAUCUGUCAUCUUAGUUAUCUAUUAAUUGUCUCUUCAUAAUCGUGUUUAUAUAUGAUAUAAUUUUUUGCCGUUAGCUGACAGUCUGGUCAUAUUCCCAUGCGCGGCUGCCUGACUCUAUCUAACCUAACUCUGAAUUUAAUGAAAAAAUGCAUUACAAUUAAACACUCACUAUUAUAUCGCCUACGCCUAUCGCAUACGACAACAUGAUACUUAGAUUUGAAAAAAAAUCCUGUAUACCAUGCAGCUGUUCAUAUUAUCAGAAUAUGAAAAAGGAAUCGUGAUCCAGUCGAAGAUAAAACAUUAUACUGAGAUAAGAUGUAGAUAAUGAAGGUGUAUAUAAGCUUCGUGACGAGGCAGGGUAUAUAGGCACUCGAGUUUCAGCAUCAAACCCACCAUGAAGCUUCUAGUUCUGCUAGCCGUCGUCUGCGCCGCCAGCGCCGCUGCCCCGAGGUGGCCACGACUUCCCAAAGGAUGGGUUCCCCCGGACACGAAGAUUGUCGGCGGCGAGGAUGUGGACAUUAGGGAUUACCCAUACCAGGUUGCUAUGUACUACCGUGGUUUCUUUAAAUGUGGAGGCUCCAUUAUUGGUCCAAACACUAUUCUGACUGCUGCUAACUGCAUCUAUGGAUUGGAAAAUUUCCCCAGCCGUUUCUCUAUCAAAUAUGGCGUCACCGAUAAGACAAGUUCUGGAAAGACGGCAGGAGUGAGCAAGAUUAACGUCCACGAUGAGUACAGCGGUGAAUCUGUGACUAACGACAUCGCUACCAUGAUUCUGAGCUCCACCAUUGCAUAUUCUGAAACCGCCAGUGCCGUAAUGUUGGCGGGAACAAACAGCGGAACUUACGCCGGAGAGGACGCCGUUGUAUCUGGCUGGGGUUUAACCGAAGAAGGUAACGUAUCGCAAGAACGCAUCUUCCACGAGGAAAGCAUAACAUGUUAUGGUCAUACCAUCACAGCGGUUAGAGAUAGACGUCUUUAGUCUUGCAUGUCGCAGAAAGAAGUAUUUAAUAGGAUC